AGUCUGGCUCCAGGCUGCUGAGGCCAAGCAUGGGGCGUGUAACUAGAGCCCGGCCCCCUGGGGGGGGGCAGCGUCGGCCUGGGGAGAGUGGUGAGCCCUAUAACUGAGGGGAGGCCUCCUUACCUGGUGGCUAGAGCAAGGGCUGCUCCGUGUAGGAGGCCUGGGGUUAGUUCCGGUACUUCCACUGGCCUGCAGUGUGGCCCUUGGCCAGUCACCUAGGCCUGGUCUAAGACACCUAAACUUAGGGCAACCUGGUUACAUCGCUCAGGGCUGCGAACGAUUUCACACCCUGUGCAGUGUAGUUAGGGCGACCUAACCCCUGCUGUGGACUCAACGAGGUUGACAGAAGAAUUGUAGCUAUCUACCUGCUUGGCAGGGGGGAGUUGUUACGGCAAGGAGAAACCCCUUCCGUCCCUGCAGUAAUUAGAGUGACUGGUUUUAUGAAUGGGCUUUACACAGAUUUUGAGAUGAAAUCUGAUAAUGUUAAGGAUAAAGAUGCCAAAAUCAGCUUUCUCCAGAAGGCUAUUGAUGUUGUCAUAAUGGUAACAGGGGAGCCAUUGUCAGUGAAGCCGGCACGUAUUGUAGCUGGACAUGAACCUGAAAGAACGAAUGAGUUUCUCCAAGCAAUUGGAAAAUGCUGUCUCAAUAAGUUGUCCAGUGAUGAUGCUGUGAAGAGGGUGCUUGCUGGGGAUAAAGCUGAUAUCAAAGGAAAGCCACCAUCUACUUCUAAAUCUCAAGAUAAAGAAAACAGAGAAUCCAGGGCAGAAGAACAAAAAAGCCAUAAGGAUAAAGAGGGUAGAGGGGACAAUGAAAUAAAAGAUAGAAGUACAAGCCGAGACAGAAAACCUAGAGAAGAGUUGAAAGAAGAAGAGAAGAAACAAAAAGAAAAGGAGAGAGACAAGCAUAAAGAUAAUGAGGACAGGCACAAAGACCUUGAAGCGGACAAUUUUAGAGAAGAUGAAAAGCAUGAAAGAGAGAGAAGCAAGAACAGAACCUCCAAACAAGGAAGAGAAACAGAAAAAAGUAGAGACAAAGAAAAAGGAGAUGCGGAACGAGAAAAAGAUCUGGAACGUGAUAAAGGACAGGAGAAGGAAAGAAAAAAUGAAGGAGGAAAAGAAAAGGAAAAAUUGAAAGAAAGGGACAAAGAGAAGGGCAGGGACAAAGACCGUGAGAAAGACAGAGAUAGGGGAAAAGAAAGAGAGAGGGACAGACGAAGGGAACGAGGCAAAGAUGGGGAACGCUUGAAAGAAGGAGGAACGGAUAAAGCAGAAAAAAAGUCCACAGGAUCUGAGGAUACUUUAGCUAAGAAAACAGAGAGAUCUUCUAAAGACACCAAGACUGAGCCAGAUAAAGAGAGUGGAAGUCCUGCAAGAAUACCAAGGCAGUCUUCAACAAAGGGACCCAGGCAACGAGUCAAACCUGGAGCAGAAGGUUCUUCAUUCCAGCUGAUUAGGUCACCACCUACAGUUAGAAGAAAGGAAUCUAAAAACAGUGCAGCUAGUGUCUCAACUGAAAAAAAGCUUAGCCCUUCAUAUAUGAAAGCCAGGAAGGACACUAUAGUGAAACAGCUAGGAAGAAAGGAAGCUAGUAAAACUGCCACUAGUGCCUUGGUUGAGAAAGCAGCUAGUAUAUUAAAAGAGAAAGCUGAGUCAGUCACUACAAUGCAAGAGCCAGGUGUACUGGAAACAAAUAGUCCUGCAGAUAACGUUUCAGAUGAAAAAGCAGCUAGCAUAUUACAUGCAAAAGCCGAACCUAGACCUGCAAUAAAACACCAAGGAGAAUCUGCCAGUGAUGCAGAAGGAGAAGCUGGAAACCGUGCCUCUGAGAAGCCAAUGGUGUCCGAGAAUGGUGAAGUAUCUAAUGAUCUUCCACCUCAUGUCACCCAAAGAAGACCACCACGUCCCAAUAGUGCAAGGCCAGCUCCCCCCCGGAUAAAACGACAAGAAAGUGCAGAGUUUUUACUUCCAGAGAGGAAUGGCAGCGGUAAAGCCGUCUCAAAUGUGAUCAUAGACAAACAGAAUUCUGAUGAUGAAGAUGAUCAGUUUGUAGUGGAGGCAGCACCACAGCUACCUGAAAUGCCAGAAAUGGAAACGGAGCCAAUAGUGGAGCUGGAUGGUGAUGAGAAGCAUGGUGGUCUUGUAAAAAGAAUCUUGGAAACUAAGAGAGAUUAUGAGACAUCGCAACAGUCAAAGUCUACAGAGAAGGAGAAGCCGCUUUUGUCAGAAGCAGCCAGGAGAAAGGAGAAGGACCUAGUAUCAAAAGAAAUAGAGAAGUUUUGUGCAUCUAUUCAGACGCUGUGUCGGAGUGCACUUCCUCUUGGGAAAAUCAUGGACUACAUUCAGGAGGACAUGGACUCCAUGAAGAACGAACUGCAAAUGUGGCAGCAUGAGAACAAGCAGCAUGCAGAGGCUCUCCAGAAGGAGCAGAGCAUCACAGACAGCGCUGUGGAGCCCUUAAAAGCAGAUCUGGCUGAGUUGGAACAGUUGAUUAAAGACCAGCAAGACAAGAUUUGUACUGUAAAGGCUAAUGUUUUAAAGAAGGAAGAAAAAAUCCGGAAGAUGGUUCUCAACAUUAACUUAUCUACGAGAAGGUGAAAAGGAUGACUUUAUAUUCUUACCAAAUAAAGACAGAAAAGGGAAAAGAAUGAAGAGGAACUGUACAAAUAAAGCACCUAAGAACAAUGGCCUAUAAAAUUUAAUAUUGGUUUAUACACAUUACAUUCAAUUUACUUGUGAGAUUGGUAUUAUCCAUGUCAAAUUACAUGAAUUCAGAUAUCUUCUAGAGCUUUUAAAGUAUCUCUUUUAAGUGUCUUUAGACAUAGGCUGCUAUGAUACAGUUAUUUGCUAUUUAUAACCCACUUGCCCUCCCUGACCCCUUUUUAUAGCUAUCUGCUGGUCAAGCUUGCCCCUUUUUUCCUACUGUGUACCCAUUUUGGUUACUUUUGGGCCAAAACGGGCUACCAUGAUGUCAUGAAAAAUGGUAUUUAGUAACUUUUUUGCAGGAAGUUCUGAAAUCCCUACAGAUCAGAAUGGUCUGCAAUACCUUCAAUGAUUUACAAGUCCUGAAAAGAAAUCUUACAGCUCCUGAAAUAAAACAUUGUUUAUCAUAUGGCUCCUUAUAUCGUCACAGGGGUGAUGUCAUAUUUCCAUAGCUCUCAAGAAAUUUUAUUAGGGGGCCUAUAAAAUUUAGUACAAGUAUCACCAUGGAAGGGAUCUAAAGUAUUUUAUAUGCACAGGUGUUAAUUCCAUUUUUAUUGCAUACAUUCAUUUGGAAAGGAUUCAUUAAAGUACCCAUUUCCUCCCAAAUGCAUGUUCAUGUACGUUUUUUGUACAUUAAUAAUUCCAAUGAUUUUAGUUAACUGCCGAUGUGUUUUCCUGCUGACCUCUCCAGCAUACUGUGUGUAAGGGCCCAGCAUUGCAUGUUCAUGAAUUUGAAAAGCAUAUUCAAAUGUAGCACAAAUUAGAGCCCUGCAACCCGGUCGGGACCCAACUUCAAGUGUCAGGUCCAGGUCAGGCGGGAAAACAACCGGACCCUCCUGGGGUCAGGUCUGCUCUCCUCCGCCGCUCCUGGGUGCGGUGUUGGCUACAUGCCACCACCUUAAUGCAGUCCAGAGUGAGUGUGCCUGCUAAGGAGUGGCAGGACCUCUCGCUAUACUGCAGCAGAAGCAGCAGAUGGCGAGAGCAGGGCAUGCAGCUGAUGGGGAAGGGGUGGAGUGGGGUCAGGUUGGAAAACAAAUCGACCCUCAUGUGUUCUGCUUUGGGCCUAAAAAUUAGGCCUGAUCAGACCUCUAGCACAAGUACAUUGAGCCAAACUUAAUGUGAAAUGCAGAGAACUCUAGCUUCCUCCAAAGUUUAGGCUAUUCUUUCAAGGUUUUAUAAUGUACAAGUACCUUUUCUGUUCCAUUUUUUUAUUGCGUGUAAACUAGAAAACAUUAGUCUGUUAGCAAAUCUGCACUUUGUGGCAUCUUGACCUUUUCAGACAUGUUUCUCAAACGCUACAAAAUGUGAUAUUUUAGAUGCUCUUUAUAGGAGAGAGGAAUGGAUGAAUCUCCAUUUUCAACCUUGGUAUGUCACUGUUGAUAGGAAUUUUAAAGAAGCAUUCGGGACUUAAAACUGGUUCAGUACAGCAUUUCAGUUAGCUCUAGACUAGACUGUAACUGAACUGAUCAAUCUAAAUUGUCUGUAGAACAAGGUUUAUACCAUGUGAGCAUGCACUUGCUGGCUUUAAAUGCUUGAUUCUUUACUCGUUUUUUCUAGAUAGGUUCCUCACUAAUGAGAGUUUUGGGGUGAUGUCUUAGCACAGUUCAGUUUUCUGAGCAGAAUAUUCAUUCUUUAAGGAAUAUUACAAAUAUCACUUCAAAUGUGUAUAAGCAAAAUAAUCCCUUUGAGUAGGAUGCCAUGUUGCUUUCCCUGAAAAGGCUCUAUGAAAAAACUACCAAGACCUCUGAUACAUUGGAGUUAAGGGCUUUCUUUGUAAUCGGUCAAAAAUGUUAAGCUAAAAGAUUAGAUACAAAUCUUUGUUUAUGCUAGAACUAAGCCACCUGUGUUGAUGGGCACUUGGAAGUUAGUCUUAAUUAUACACUCUCAACAGGAUACACCAUCAGAAGUUCUGUUGAUCUUCAGGGUCGUAUGUAAGCCUUGCAUAAAUCUGUAAAUCCGACUAGGACUGUUUGUGAACAAAUAUACUGUGUGUGAGCAAAAAUUUGUACAAAGUAGAAUAUCAAAUUGUAUCAUAAAAUUAUUUUUCUUUUUAUAUAAAAAUCAUUAAAAAUGAUCACCUAUUUUUUUAUGAA
Messenger RNA from Chrysemys picta bellii (western painted turtle), 4792 nucleotides. The record is from RefSeq and is a predicted model, not a curated record. NCBI's taxonomy places the organism in Eukaryota, Metazoa, Chordata, Testudines, Emydidae.